GACCAAUGGCUCUAAGCAUCUUCUGAAGCCACCUCAAAUCAGAAAAGAUUAUAUUUAUUUUUGAAAUAUAACAUUGCUGGCCUGUUACCAGUCUAAUGAAGAGAAAGGGAAUGGUUUUAAAAGCUAGAUAGCUAAUGCAACCCCAAGCACUUGUAUAGCCGAGUAGCAUUCUCUGCACAUCAGCCCCAUGUUGACACCAGCACUGAGCUUUAGCACCACCAGGGCUGCAUCGCUGGGAUAACUGUUUCGUGAACAGGGGUGUCAAUUAACCGGAGCACCAUAAAACUUGCACAGAGGAGGGCAAAACAUGCGCGUUAAACGUGUUUGUUGACUGGGAAAAGCAUCGCCGUCUCUCAGAUUUUUUUUCUUUUUACGUGGUUAAGCAGAUAAGCACCUCCCAGUGCCUCGAAAACUCAAUGCAGGCUACAGUAGGCUAUGCAUUUUCUUUCUGUGGGAGUGUGUGCGUGAGCGAGCGAGCGCGUGCGCUGGUGUGUGUGUGUUUAUAGAGUGUAGCUGAGGAGGGUCCUUGGGCUCGUCCAUAGGGGACCCCCCCUCCAUCCUACACCUCCACCUGCAUCCUGGUUUCCGUCUUUCGUCCAGAGCUGUGCGGAGGCUGGACCGCGGACAUGCCGAGAGCGUCGGGGACGAGCUGGUCUCAGUCACUGCUCUCUGCGGCUGGACUCUGACGGGACUUUUCUUUGGAAGAACACAGGAACAGUGCAAGAGUGCAAGACGAAGUCCAAAUAAUUUAAGUAGUUCCACGCUAAGGAAACAGAGAGCGGAACCAACGCCGCCAGAAGCAGCAGCAGCUCCGGGUUGUUACAUGUUUGACCAAGCGACGAGUAUGGGCGAUGGUGUCGCCGAAGAGCGAAACCACUGCGCACCCAGUUCAGUGUGCCGAGACCGGGCCAGGGAGUGUAAAAGCCGGCCCGAGCUUGGCAGCCGGUCCCCGGCCCAGAGCUCAGCUGACACCCCAGGCACCUCAGCCUCCACGCCGACCUCGUCUAGCGAGGACGGACACGAGAAAGUUUUAGGAGUGGACCCGGAUUACUGCAGGAGAAUUUUAGUCCGAGAUGCUAAAGGCACUAUCCGAGAAAUCGUGCUGCCCAAAGGGCUGGACCUGGACCGGCCCAAGCGCACGCGCACGUCUUUCACUGCGGAGCAGCUGUACCGGCUCGAGCUGGAGUUCCAGCGAUGCCAGUAUGUGGUGGGUCGCGAGAGAACCGAACUGGCCAGACAGCUGAACCUGUCUGAGACGCAGGUAAAGGUGUGGUUCCAGAAUCGGCGCACCAAGCAGAAAAAGGACCAGACGAAGGAUUCGGACAAGCGCUCGUCCUCCGCCUCUGAGUCUUUGGCCACUUGUAACAUUCUGCGGUUGUUGGAACAGGGUCGCCUGCUGUCCGUUCCUGCCCCUCCGCCCAACCCUCUGCUCGCUCCUCCCCACCCGGGUAACGGCUCUCUGCUGGGCAGCCCGUCCGUGGCCUCCUCGUCGCCCGGCCUCAGCAGCACCAGCAGCCCUCCGGGGGCGGUGACCGGCGGGGGCGGAGGUGGGGCUUUCGGCCUGUCUCUCUCUUCUCUCGGGGGCACGCCUCCCUCGCCUCGCCUGGGGGUUCCGCCGCCCUCACUGUUCUCCGUGCCCCUUCUGAGCGGAGCGCAUCACGAACUGAGCGCCGGCUACGGCUGCGGCUCCUCCGCUUUCGAACCCUACAUGCGGAUAGAGAGAAAAGAGGGGGACCUGGGGGGCAAGAAAACGGUUUCCUAAAGCAGGAGUUCUCAACUCCAAACCUGGGGACGCACUGCACCUGCACUGUUUAAAAUUUCCCCCAAAUCAUCUCACCUGCACUCCCAAACAUAAAUUAGGUGCCAAAAAAGGGGGUUCUUGGAAUGACGCCUUGGAAGAGCCAGCUUGGUUCUUUAACAAAUUUAAAUUUAACGAAGGAACCACGAACCAGCAGGAACCUUUUAUUAUAUUAAGGAGUAGAUGUAUUGGAAAACGUCUCUAAUGUUUUAUAUGAUCACCUCUACACUGAGGCCUAUUUUCAUCACCUGAAAAUCCCAGAUUUUUCUAUUGGAAUGUCCUGCUCUUCAUAUUUUUUCAUAUAAAACGUCUCUAAUGUUUUAUAUGAUCACCUCUACACUGAGGCCUAUUUUCAUCACCUGAAAAUCCCAGAUUUUUCUAUUGGAAUGUCCUGCUCUUUAUAUUUUUGAUAUAUAGACAAAAAUACACCAGUAUAAUAGGCAGAUUCUAAACAUGGUUACCCAAAUACUCUCCCAAACUUAGUACAGUCAUUUUUACUCAAAAAGUUAUGCUAAUACUAUUAUAUCUCUUUACACAGGACUAACUACACUGUUUGUAAUAAAAUAUGCAGGUGGCCAGUAUUCUAUAAACACUGAUGAUAUAUAAUAUAUGCUCAUAAAAUCAUAUUGUGUCUCAUGAUGAAAACAAUACAAUAUUAAUAAAUAAAUCCAUAUUCAGCACUGUUUCUCUGUAAAUAUGAAAAUUUAAGCCUUAAGGUACUUUUAUCUCUUAUAUCUUUAUUUUGAAGCUUGUGUUAAGAUGAUUCUCAGGUGAAUCUGAUCUACUCAUUAUGUACAAAAUUGUUAUCUUAAGUGCAUGUUGUCAUUAAAGCAAACAUGGGACACACCACACCAACUUCUGAACUUCUGAAAUGAAUGUUAAAAUAUUACGUCUAGUUUAAUGUCCAAUUUUAUGCAAUUUACAAAAUGGAAAAUAGUCCAAAAUAAUAGCAUUUUCACCGGUUCUAUUUAAUAAUAACUAAUAGCUUUAGAUUUCACUUCUGACUCCCACUAUACAUGCUUAUAAAAUAAAUGUGCCUAAAAAAGCUUAGUGAUGCCAUUACAGACCCAUUUUGUUCCUAUACUUAACAAUGGAUGCUUCUUGAAAAAACAUUAUUUAUACACAUGAAAAACCUUUCAGAACUUCACAACAAAGGUUAUAUACUAAUUAAUUAACCCAGCCAAGAACUGCAUAUGAUACCCUUUUGAGAUGAUAUUUUUGGUAUUAUUGAUAAUGGCCACAACUAGACCAGCAGCUCACAAAGAGUUUGAACGCUUAUCAACCUGUUGAGAAAUAAUUGAAACUGUGCAGGGCAGUGAGUUUCCAAGACUGGGGUUGAGAACCGUUAUCCUAAAGAGUUGCUCAGCUUAUGGAUCGGACCCCUCACUGGAACAUGUCCUCCUUUACUCAUCCUGGUGAGAGCGACCUGCUCUCCAGCUCAGCUCAGGAGGUGUUACGGAGCGAAGAGGGGCUCUCAGACUUAUAAUGAACAGAAACAGAAUGAGAGAGUGCAUCCACCUCUGAUUUGGGAUCCCUCGUCUGUGUCUUCAGACUGUGCUGGUGCUUUCCACCAUGUUAUGAUGACAGGAAAAGAGCCUCUGCCUCUGCUUUGCAGGGUGAGGGUGCACUAAAGAGGUGCGUAUGUCUGUGAAAACACAGGAGGACACCCUGUAAUUAACCGCAACUGCAUCCAGUACUUAUAAGCGUUUUUGAAUCUCUUCCAUUUUUGAAUUUCUUGUGUGUGUGUGGGUGUGUGUGUGUGUCGCAAAACAGCCUCAGGCUUAGUCUAUGUGAUUAAAGUAAAAAAAAAUAAAGUUCAACAUUGUUACUGUAAUUGUGAAAGGCCAAAACUGCUUUACGGCAGAUGUUGUAUCCAAAUGGGUGUUAAAAAAAAAGAAAAAGAAAAAAAGAUGAUCGAAUGAUUCAUGUCAAUAUGUUUGAUGAACUUUGUGGUAUAUGUUUUAUGCUGCUCUUAACUAGAAUUGUCAUAAUGGGGGAGUUUUUUGUCAAUGUAUAUUUUGUGCAUGUGAGAGUGUAAAAGACAGAGAUAGAGAGUCACAUUUUUACGAGUGCUUCUCUAAAAAUAUUAUCCAACCAGCGCUAUACUGUAGAAUUAUUGGUCCAUAUUUUCCUUCCCUUAUAAGUACAUUCCUCUAAUUUAUAUACAAUGCCAACUUACCUCCCGCACACUCUUAAAAAUAAAUGUGCUUUAACUCCUUCUUUAAACGAUGCUGUAGAAGACCCACUUUGAUUUUUAUAAAGAACCUAACGUGAAAUAAUCUUUCACUUAAUGUAAAAGAUUUUUUAUACCUAAACAUAUAUAUUUUAUAAUUUUUUUUCCAUUAGUACAGAUAUGGAAUCAAAAUAGUUUUUUUACUGCAUUACUCAAAGAACCAUCUAAAGCACCUUUCUUUGUACGAGUGCUGUCUCGUUUCCACAGGACUUUUAAAACAAAAAUCAAGAAACUCGGUUUGGUUAAAAAUAAAAUUUACACUCUGUCUAAUCUGGAACUAAAUACUAGAUACUCUCUUUUUGAAUGUUGUGGGUAGUGAUUUGUUUCGAUACAACAUUACUGCCCACUUUCAGACACUGGCAAGGAUACAAAACUACCUUUGAAGCUCAAAAAUUACAUUGGUGAAUGUGAAAUUUCACACAAAUAAUAUAUAUAAAAAUAUAUAAUUUUUUUAAACAAAGUUGUUCCUAUAAACCAGAAACUGAUGGCAGGGAAAAGCUCUUUUUGAAUAUUCUUGCUUUAUUCUCCAGUAUUAUCUAUUUUAACAGUAGUGACUUUCUCAAGUGUAAGCUGCAGAAUGCUUACCUUGAGGCUCAUUAUUAGCUAAACCUAUUAGGAAAAGUAGAAAAUGUUUUUGGAAGUAGUCCUGUAUUGCUUUUGUAGGUUUUCAGAAAAGCAGUUUGACCCUUCGCCCACUUUGUCUUUAAAAGAUUGUUUUUCCAGUUUUAAAAGUAAAAUCUUCCUGCCCUUAAUACAACCAGUGCAACUGGCUCAGCAAUUCAGCUCUGUUGGCCCUGCUUUUAGGCUAAUGCUUCUAGCUUAAAGAACUAGCUGGCUAACUGUUCCCAAAUGUAGGCUUGAGGGGCUAAUUAAGACACUUCUGAAUGGCUAGCGGUCAGGCUACACUUUGUACUUUGUACACAUAAUGCAAUGCAUUAUUUGACAGUUUUUUUUUUCAUUUUGUGGUCUUAUGCAGUGUUAACCUGCUUAAUGAAGGUAAUGAACAAAGCGGAUGGAGGACAUGGCAGCGCUUUUGUUUAAUUAACAAUCAGGCUCGUGUAUCGAGAUGCAGCGAUUAGGUUUGUGGCCGUUCUGUUUCUGUUUGAUGGUGUCUUUGCUUUCCCAUGAUUCAGUGCGGCUAAAGGCUCAAUGAUUAGCCUCAUUAGCCUUUGGUGUGUUUGCUGCCCUGGCUACCCAUCCUGUGCCGCUAUGUUCUUUUGCAUUUUCUCUCGUACUGACUGUGGAGCUGCUUCCUUCAUUAAGAGUUUCUAAAGACAUCAUCUUCAGAUGGUCUGAAAAUAUCUGGUUGCAAAAAAGAUAAAUACAUUGAAUAGUUUCAGUCAAAAUCAAAUUCUAACCUGCCUGUUACAGUUUUUAGAACAGAUGAAAAACACCCUCUGUGCUUUGCAGUGUGUGAACAUUACUUAAUGAAUGGACCUGCGGAAAUGGUAAAAUUAACAUUUUUUUAUAUUCUGUUUAGUGACUAUAGUUCCAAAGUGUUGCAUAUUGGCUAAAUAUUCACAAUUGCUGGUAGAGUGAAUUAACUUCAGGAUGAGUCAACAAGAGGACCACUUGGUAUUUGUUUGAAGCGUGGGCUACACACAGCCCUCUGUUCUUAUUCAUCAAGCACUUUAUUUGCGUAUAGGAACUUCCUGAAGUCUCUCCUUUCCUAUCUGUGAAGAUAGCCGUUUACACUGUGCAGUCGGAAAAAGUUGAUGUUGCUCCAUUUGUAGCUCCAUUCAAAGGUGCCAUAGAAAAAUGCAUGGUUGCAGUAUUUAUCAUUGUUGCUGUUAAAUGCUGCUUUGAGAUCAGUGUAGUUUGUGGAGCUUAUUAGGUUUCUUAGUAAACAUAAUUAGGAAGGCAAAGCAAAUCAAAUCAAAGCAAAGGUGAAGGUCUGACCCUGACCUGUGUGUAUCUGUACUGGACUCACACCUUUAAAUGGUGUAAACCCUUCAGGCCACAAGUUGUGUGUUGAGGUCUUUGAGAGAAAAACCUCUGACCCUGAAAAAUGAGGUAAACCUAUGGAGAAUUCCAUCCCAUUGGCUUAUUUGAGCUUUUGCACUCUUGUCACGGUUAUUCAGAGUGAACGAUAUUGCAUGUUCAGUUCUCAAGAGAAGCUCUGUUGAGUCCUUUUGUUGCUGUGCUGUUGUCAUACACUGUGUUGCUUUCAAUAAGCUGCAUUUAUAAUUUACAGUCUUUUCUGUUAAAUAUUUACUAUGGUGUUAAACAGGACAGGCAUUACCUUUUCCCCUGAUCUCUAUUUUCCACAUUUUCUUCACGAUUUGGCUAAAAGAGGUUCUUAUCGAAUCUCCUGCUUUCAACAUCAUUUCGGGGCUGUUUUUUUCUGGUGUUUUUUUGCUUACCCCCCUGACAAAACUGCUUAGAGUGGAUUAGAAUGAAUGUUUACUAAAAACAACUGUAAAUCGCUUGACACAAAACGUUAAUUCCCCCAAUCAAUUGUAAUUAAAGCAGCAAAUUAAUUGUAUUGUAACUGGUUUCCUGCAGUUGUGUAACCAUGUGUUGCUUGUGUGUGUUAGAGAGAGAGAGAGAGAGAGAGAGAGAGAGAGAACAUUAUGCUCGAUCACAAUGUAUCCAGAAAAUCUGAGAAAGCAGCACAAAAGCUAGCAAAGUGUCUGAAUUCCUGUGAGGUGGGGGGUCAGUGACACAAUCAGAGAAGCAGAAUGUGCUGAUUGCGAAUCCCCCCUCCUCAAAACAAACUCCCUCAACAACCCAUUCUCAUACAAAAUUGAAACACCUAAGCAUCCACUUACUCUUUCUUAAAUCGUAAACAUAUUUCUACAAUAUGAGAGAGAACACACUGUGAAACAUUACACUUUAACUGUCAGACACACUCUUAAAAAUAAAGGUGAUAAAUGGAGGGUUUUUGGUUUCAUAAAGAAUCCGUCUGUAAAGCAGCACAGGGCUGGAAGAACCUUUAUAUCAGUAAAGGACCUUUUUUAAUCCUCUAAAAUACAGUAUAUCUCUUUUACAAUAAUGAUUCUGUAUCAAACCAAAAUAAUUUAAAACCCCUCUGUAGCACCAUUACUUUAGGAGUGCAGAGUAAAAGGUAAAGGACAGGUUUAUAUAUACAGUUCCACACUGGUGCGAUUGUAACGUGAGCUUUUCUUUUUUUUUUUUUGUUCAAUGAGAUUGUGUAACCUUUUUUUUUGUUCUUGUUUUUACACACAGACAGAAUUUGCGUGUAAUUAAGCCAUAAAGUUUUUUGGCAGUAAAUCUCGUGUAACCAUGUCAAGACAUAACUGGCACCAGCUUCUCACAAAUGAAGAAAAAAGUUAACAUGAACUGUAUGUAAAUAUACUGUAUGAGUCUUUGCACAGUACUUUCAUGUUGGUAUCAUGUGAUCUUACAGUUGAUGAAGGACGAAGGAAAGAAUGAAAAAAAAAAAAACAGAAAAAAACUUUAUAAAUGCUUUACAAUUCUUUGUCUUAUUAACAAUUUGCACUUAUUUAAAAGAAAAACGUUUCUUUGUGUUUUCUGGUGAAAGAGCUGUUUUGAUGCUCAGGCUAUGAAAGCCAAGAUAUUGUAAAAUAUGUAUAUGUAUUUUUAUUCAUAUGCAUAUAAAUAUAUGUCUAUGUAAUUAGCCCUUUUGUCUGUCUCCUUUUUUGACAAUGGUGUGAUUUGAUUUUUGUUUUACUAAAAAAAGGCCACAAUAAUGAACUUGAUUUGACAGCAAAUUAUAUUGGCAGUAUAAAUACUAAAAUUGAUUUGACUGUAAUUUAUCAUUAAAAAACAAUAUGAGAACAA
Molecule: messenger RNA, 7796 nt
Organism: Astyanax mexicanus (Mexican tetra)
Lineage: Eukaryota; Metazoa; Chordata; Actinopteri; Characiformes; Acestrorhamphidae
Gene: vax2
Product: ventral anterior homeobox 2
Exons: 3
Coding region: 824-1762 (312 amino acids)
Biological process (GO): brain development; regulation of DNA-templated transcription; central nervous system development
Molecular function (GO): DNA-binding transcription factor activity, RNA polymerase II-specific; DNA binding
Source: RefSeq, a predicted model, not a curated record